AUGUUUGGUAUCUGCUCUUCGACCAAUUCCACGACUGGUGGCAACUCUUCGACUUCGGCUGUCCCAACCACGAUCACGAGCUCGAUUUCGCAGCCAACCGCAAACUCGUCGUCCACGGUCUCCUCGUCGAUGAACAUCUCGACGACCGCCUCAUCCAUGCCUGCCUCCACUUCGGCUUCUUCUUCGGCCUCGAGCACUUCGACUCCGGCAUCUGCGCCAUCCUACUCUUACGCUCCAACCUCUUCAGCCUCGGCUACCCCAUCUGCCUCCCCGUCUGGUUCUCCUGGCUCCUCCGAGCCUUCGAGCCAGUACACCCAGUUCACAGGCACCGGUGCAACAUCCGAGGGCUGGCCAGAGCAGUCGAAGUGGGUCGCAUUCGACACCCUCUUCGAGAUGAACCGCGCCAUCAUGCAAGGCUCCUGCGUCCAAUUCCACGUCGCCAACGACACCGACUCGGAGAUCAACGACAUCAAGUCCGCCAUCUCCAGCGUCUCCAAGUCAUCCGGCUCCAACGGCUGUCUUCGCGCCCCAAAGACCACGUCUGUCGAUGGCAUCGUCAACCCCGGCCUCCUCCAGACCUUCCAAGGCUCCGCUAUGUGCAACUCCGGCUCAGCAACCGCACCAGCAGAUGUCAAGACCCCAUGUCCCGCCUCCACUAUCAAAUCCAUGAUCGAGCAGGGCACGAUGGGCACCACUCCAGGCGGCAUGUCUCUGACCUACGCUCUCAAGCAAUCCGGCGCUACAGAUGUCUCCAAGUACUACAAGGCCGCCCGCAUCUACAACAGCGGCUUGAUCGCCUCUUCGGGUCUACUUCAAGAUGGCGUCGCCACGCACUGCUACGCUUCGGAUAUCGCCAACCGGCUUUUGGGAUGGAGUUUGGGUCCGAGCAAGUGCACGCUCAACAGCUUUUGA
Zasmidium cellare ATCC 36951 is the source of this 912-nucleotide messenger RNA. RefSeq lists its product as uncharacterized. Bases 1 to 912 code for a protein of 303 amino acids. The record is from RefSeq and is a predicted model, not a curated record. The transcript is spliced from 2 exons. NCBI's taxonomy places the organism in Eukaryota, Fungi, Ascomycota, Dothideomycetes, Mycosphaerellales, Mycosphaerellaceae.